This is a messenger RNA of Pangasianodon hypophthalmus (striped catfish), 5230 nucleotides long. RefSeq names its product insulinoma-associated 1a (gene insm1a). Gene Ontology annotation, biological process: regulation of cell cycle process; neuron differentiation; negative regulation of transcription by RNA polymerase II. Gene Ontology annotation, cellular component: transcription repressor complex; nucleus. Lineage: Eukaryota; Metazoa; Chordata; Actinopteri; Siluriformes; Pangasiidae. The coding region runs from base 197 to 1501 and encodes 434 amino acids. The transcript has a single exon. The record is from RefSeq and is a predicted model, not a curated record. Gene Ontology annotation, molecular function: RNA polymerase II cis-regulatory region sequence-specific DNA binding; DNA-binding transcription repressor activity, RNA polymerase II-specific.
UUUCAUCGUUUCGGCUUAAAAACAGUGCAGCUAUGCCUUGGUGAUGAAAAGAGGCAGCUCGCGGAAAUAAAGGCGGAGGGUGGGGAGCGCUCAGUGCAGAACGGAAACGCCUAAAACAAAAAUAUCCCGCGCGCACUGAGACGAGUUCAGUGCCAUCUGUCCAUCUGAAAGAAGUGCCUUCCUUCUGUUUGCGAAGAUGCCCAGAGGAUUUUUAGUCAAGAGAAACAGGAAAGCGACGCCCGUGUCGUACCGGAUCCGCGCGGAGCACGAGGAGGAACAGGAGCGCGAGCAGAUGCAGCGACCGAGCGAUGCGCCUCAAUCAGCAUCUGCAUCUGCAUCGUUAGCGUUAGCUGCAUCAGCACCGCCGCGCGCGGACAGUCUGAGCCACGCUCCCAAACCGGUGCGUUUCGGAAAUCCAGAGACGGUGUGCCAGUCGAUGUACAGCCCCACGCGCCCUGUGAGCCGAGAGCACGAGCGCGUGUCCCUCGAGCGCCGUUUCGACCUCGGCUCGCCCGUCUCGGCGGAGUCUUUCCCGACGCUCAACGGCUUCGAAGCUCAGCAGCACCUCGCGUGCGCUCCCGUGGACCUAAAGAUCGGCACGAGCGACAGCAACCGGAUCGCGAGCAAACGAGCAGCGCCUGAGCCCGAGCGCAAGAGCAAACCGGCGCCCAAGAAAACCAAAGCGAUCAGGAAGUUGCAGUUCGAGGACGAGGUCACGACCUCACCGGUUCUCGGGCUGAGGAUCAAAGAGGGUCCGGUUGAGCAGAAGCCGAGCGCGCGCUCCGGCGUGGACAAGCCGCUUGGUGAGUUCGUGUGCCGCCUGUGCGGGGAGGCGUACGCGGACCCCUUCGCCCUCGCGCAGCACAGGUGCUCGCGCAUCGUGCGCGUCGAGUACAGGUGCCCCGAGUGCGACAAGGCCUUCAGCUGCCCCGCCAAUCUAGCCUCGCACCGGCGCUGGCACAAACCCAAGCAGCUGAACGCGACGGCAAACGAUGGCACCGACAAGAAACCUCGCGCGCCGGACGACACGAAUAAGGACGUGCAAGGUGAGCUCGAGCGAGAGCGCGACACGCCCAGCCCCGGAGCCUCCGAGUCGGGUUCAGGCUCCGACUCAGACGGCAUGUACGAGUGCCAGCGCUGCGCGAGGAAGUUCAAACGCCAGGCUUAUUUGAAGAAGCACGUCCUGACACACCACGCUCCGCUGAGUGCAAGUCACGCGCCGUCACAGGAAACCGAGGCCAAACGGCUGGAGCAUGCGCAGGUGCCGGUGCAGGCGCCGCUGGACUUGAGCGCGUGUCCCGUGUGCGGGGAGACUUUCCCAAGUCGCGUGGCGCAGGAGAGGCACGUCCGCGUGCAGCACGCGUCUCACGUGUACCCGUGCAAGCACUGUCCAGCCGCUUUCUACAGCUCCCCUGCGCUCACGCGCCACAUCAACAAGUGCCACCCGUCAGAAAACAGGCAGGUGAUUCUGCUGCAGGUGCCCGUGCGGCCCGCCUGCUGAAGAGCCCGCGUGCCUUUAAACAUUACAGGAAAAACAAAAAAAAAGGAAGGAAAAAACUCGCGUGCAGAGGAAACAACACAGCUCUAGAGCCUCGCUCUUGAAAUCGACAUGAUCGUAGUUUAUCAGAAUGAAGUGCACAGCGAAAAUAGCAGGUGUUCAGUUAACACAGGCUGAAGUACAGUGCGGAAUUAACACACACACAGACACAGUGAACAUCUGAAGACUUUAUUUAACACUGUCACUUAAUCAUCAAGGUCUCGCGCAUGCUGACUCGUAAGAAAGUUACAAGGCUAGGGUUUUCUUAUGACGUCAUUCGUAUUAAAUGCUACGAAAUCGUCCGACUUGUGACUCACUGUGCAUGAGAACAGGGUCUGAUUAAUGCAGCAGUGUUAGUUACUACACCAGUGGCUCAGGUCACUGAGAGAUAACGAAACACUGCAGGGGGUCAUGGCCUGGGAGAAGGUGGAGAUUUCACUCAGCUGAACUAAAUUUGAGAUUUAACUCAACUAAACUUAUUUAUUUAUUUAUUUAUUUAUUUAUUCGACUCGUCAGAAGGGAAUUUUCUAUGAUACUAAACAGUAAAUCUACAAUGUAAAACCAACCAAGACAUGAAUGUGAGUGCAGUAAAAAGAAGAAAGUAUAUGAAAGCUACAACUCAAAACUAACUCAAAAAUCACAAUAAAACAGAUAAAUAAAUAACAAAAACAACCAAGAAACAGCUAAAAAUGCUUUCGGAUCCAAAUUAAACACUGAUUAGGAGAUUCGUAUUUUCUACAGUCUUAUUUCUGGCUGUGGAUUUCUUUUAUUUAUUUAUUUAUUUUUUAUCUCUUGGUAUCACUAAUUGACUCACAUCCAAAGUCUUUACAGUAGAAGGGUUAUAUUGUCAUAACCUUCAGGUUUGGCUUAUAGUAAACACAACUGAUCACAACAGGCAAUUUUUUUGUGUUGUGCGGUUGCAAAAAAAAAAAAAAAAAAAAAGUGAUUCGUCAUUUCAGAUUCCUCAACAGAGAAAGGUCAGGUAUAGUCGUAAACACGGGCAGUGAAACCUCGCCUGACACCCCGCCUCCCUCUCCUCACAACCGUCUCUGGUCAGUGUUGAUUCAACGCAAUGGUUUUCGCUGUGCGCUCUUAGACUGUUAAAUUAUUUUUCUAGAAUCUCUGCACAAGUUCUGUACUGUGUUAGCUCAUCUAGACCUAAGAAACUGAUAAUCCUGGCUGUGCCGUUACUGAAAAUGCCUUCUAAUUCACAGGAAUGGAAAUCUACCUAUAUGACUUUAGCUUUAAUCUAGCUUGUGGAUCUGUGGACUUUGGACUGUAGCUUUUGUUCUCAGACCUUAAUAAUAAUAAUAAUGAUAAUGAUAAAAGGGUUUUAGCCUUCUAGUGUAGCCAGAAAUGCCUUGAAAUAGCUCACACACAUUCUGCUGUAAAACUGCCUUAAUCGUGUAAAUGUGGGGUGACUGAAUGUCUUAUUUAUCCUUUAAAUGGUACGCUUCUUAUUUUUAUAUCAUUCCAAUGUGUGUGUACAUUCACACUGGCUUUAUUUAUCUAUGUAUUUAUUUAUUGCAAAUGUUUUAUUUAAAUUAUUUCAAUGUCCGAAUUAGGCUAGACACUUUGAAACGGCCAAAUGUUUAAUUUAAUUGAUUCAAUCAAUGCAACGAUAAGAAGGCAAAAAAGUAGCCUAGGGGUCACAAGACCGUUUUCCCACCAUUUUUAGGUAGCCUUACAAUAAUUAGCCUAUUCCCUAUAGGCCGAUUAGUUUUGGGGAAUCAUUCCGUCAGUGCUUGUGUGUUUCUGCAGUAUUGCUAUGUGUCCAAAUAACGAUGAUGACAAUAAAACAAAUCCAAAAAAACCUUAAACAGAAUUCACUCGAGUUGUAUUAUGGCUGCGGUGUCUGUGUGUGAAAUGGGGGGUGCUCUUAAAAUUAGGGUUGCAGAAGGGUUCUUUUUUCAUAGAAGAACCCUUUUUAAUUCACUGAAGAACCUAUUGAUGGCUUUUGUUUUUGUUCAUUCCACAAACAGUUAAAGAACCAUCCACUUAAUAAUAAUAAUAAUAAUAAUAAUAAUAAUAAUAAUAAAUGAUAUAUAAUGGAAAACGAUCAUCUUAUAUCGCUCUAGUGCUGAACUCUGAAGGUGUUGAUUAAUUUUCUAUAAUGGCAGCUCUGACAGUAGUGCCGACUCAAAUUCAAAUCACAGGUUUAUAUUAAUAUGCUUGUUUUAAUGCUACCAUUUCUAUAGCAACAUAAUCUAAGGCUAAUAACAAGUGGAUUUUAACAAAGUGUAUAAUCAUUGAUAUGGUGAAGCUUUCUUGAAGGAGAAGUUUAUUUAAGAGUCUCCAGUGUACAGUGUCUGUAUAUUUUCCACCAUGGGAGAGUCUUCAAGACAGCUUUCUGGUUAAAUGUAGCUAUAAAUGGCUAAAAAGCAAUGGUGUGUCAUUCAUUAAUAAAUGGAGAAGUGUGAUAGUUGGCAAAUUGUGGUACAAGAGGAAUAGCAUGCUCUGGCACAUGCUGUUAUUGGAAAAUAAUCAGCUUCAAGCUGGGUGAAAUUUAGCACCAGCACAACUGCUUUGGCUGUGUUGACCUCUAAAAAAUGAGAAAGAUCCAAAAUGGGGGAAAAGCUAAUUUUAGCACUGUGGAUGAGAUUUUAUAUAACACCUCACAAUCUGACCAUAAAUUAUUUUUAAAAACUAAAGGGAAAAUGGUAUCAUGGUAUCAGGCAUCAUGGUAUCCAGUGGAUUGGACAGUUGGAUUUGAUGCUAUAACUACUGUAUGUUUUAUUGUUCUGUUUUUCACUGCAUGUACUGUAUAUGGCUCACUAGCUUGCUAACAACCAAAUUAGACAGGCUGGAAAACAAAGAAAAUAAGCUCACAAACUUUUCACCUUAAUAACCCUCUUUGUCCUGCUCCAGAGUAGAAACAGAGACCACAAUACACUUCUCUGAUGUGACUAGCCAUGACUAAAAUGCUAAUUCCCUGCUAAACUGUGAAUCUUCCAGUCGGACUUUGAUCACAAGGAAAUGCUGCAUGUCUGUUACCUGUAUAAUGAGGAAUUGGUCAUCCUGCCCUGCUUUUAAGUCUCAUUAAAUGAAAGCAUCUUGAGAAUGAAUGAGAGUAAAUGCAAAUACCUAUAACUGCAAACUAAACUGCAUAAGAAAUAUUCCAUAAAAUUUUUCCUUAUUCAAGAUAUAUUCACUUGGUAAGAUAUGAUUUUUUGCAUUCUUUUUUUUUUCGCAUUUCAGAUAUUUUCGAAACAGCUGAGGUCACUUAUGGUGUUUUCUCCUUCCAUGUACUUGAACGUGUAUUCGAAAAACACACGUUACCUUAAACCGAGUCAUCUAGAAAGUGAUCUCGAGUGCGUGCAUGCAUGUGCACAUGGCUAUACGGUGUUAGCGAAAGCUCUCUGCAAGUCACACACCUGGGUAACACCUGCUUCACCCUGGCAACCAACUCCCAUGAUAGAGGAGCAACAGGAGCUGCACAACAAGACAGCAACACCCUGGUGUUCAAGCAGACCGAAAGCCUCCAGAUCUACUAUAAAAACACACACCACCAUCAAAAAAAUUUAAAAAAGAAAAACAGCCUGGAGAGGAGAGUGAGACAAUGUUUUAAUGGUUAACCUCACAUCAGAAUAACAAAAUCUUACAUUUGCAAGUUUUAGCAAUUUUCUUGAUUCUUGUUUGUAGGGGUAGAGUUAUGGGCGGGGUUUACAGUCAAACCUUUUCUUAUGACUUUAC